Molecule: messenger RNA, 1154 nt
Organism: Helianthus annuus (common sunflower)
Lineage: Eukaryota; Viridiplantae; Streptophyta; Magnoliopsida; Asterales; Asteraceae
Product: annexin A7
Exons: 3
Coding region: 257-1024 (255 amino acids)
Source: RefSeq, a predicted model, not a curated record
CACCCGGGGUGGUGACUUGGACGUUUGUACCCAACCCACGCCCCAACCCCUGCCCCAUACCCCAUAGUCUUAAAACGAUACAAUAUACCUUUUCAGUCCCAUGUGUCCAUGCAGAUCCUUUUCAAUAGUUGAAUAUUGUCUAAUGAUGCUAGGUAAUAAUGAUGUCAAUAGUGAUUGUGUGCAGUAUGCGUGUUAGCUUUGAAUCUUUGAAUGGUAUGAAUGGGUCACAAAGCGGAUCCGUGAUUAGACUACGACAAUGGCCGAUCAACCUCGCCCUAGUGGAAAUGAACAACCUCGUGCUGGUGGAAAUAAUCCUUCACCGGGAGGGUAUCCUACGCCAACAGGGCAACCUCCACAAGGGGGAUAUCCUACGCCAAUAGGGCAACCUCCACAAGGGGGAUAUCCUCCACCCGGAGAACAUCCACCGCAAGGGUAUCCUCCAUCUGGAGAACAUCCUCCGCAAGGCUAUCCUCCGUAUGGGUACGCUCCAAAUGAGUACCCACAAGGGUAUCCAACACAAGGAUAUCCUCCUCCGCAAGGGUAUCCAGCGCAAGGAUAUCCUCCACCACAUGGGUAUCCUUCACAAGAGUAUCCUCCACCGCAAGGGUCACAAGGGUAUCCCCCACAAGGAUACCCUCCUCAACAAGGGUAUCCUCAACAAGGCUAUCCACCGGGUGGAUAUCCCCCAGGACCUCCUGGAGCAUAUCCACCUGCAGGUUAUCCUGGUGGUCCUCCUCCUCCUGGUGCAUAUCCACCGGCUGGAUAUCCCCAAGGUGUUGCUCCCGGUCAACAUGGAGCACAAAAGGGGGACAAAGGAGCUGCUUCUGGCGUAAUGGGAUUGAUCGCGGGGGGAGCGGCGGCAUACAUGGGCCGCGGGCACUAUGGACAUGGUCAUCAUGGUCAUGGUUAUGGCUACAGUCACGGCCAUGGAAAAUUUAAGCAUGGGAAACACAAGCACGGAAAAUACAAGCGUGGAAAAUUUGGCAGGCACAAGGGUAAAGGAAAGUUCAAGAUGUGGAAGUAAGGAAAAUAUUAAACGAGAUGGCUGGAAUUGCACAAACAUUUACACAUUUUAGUGUAGCUAUAUGUAUAAUACGUUACAUUUAUGUUGGUGUGCUUCAUAACUUAACAUUUGUCAACUUAUAAUUAAUGCU